Herpailurus yagouaroundi (jaguarundi) is the source of this 11584-nucleotide messenger RNA. RefSeq names its product KIAA1958 ortholog. The transcript has 5 exons. The coding region runs from base 258 to 2492 and encodes 744 amino acids. Lineage: Eukaryota; Metazoa; Chordata; Mammalia; Carnivora; Felidae. The record is from RefSeq and is a predicted model, not a curated record.
GGGGCGCACGGAGCGGCGCGCGCCGGUCGGCAGAGCCAGGCUGGCGCCCCCGCCCCCCGCUCCGCGCCUCCGUCCGCCCGGCGCCUUCCCCGCUCUUCUUGCCGCCGCUCCUGGCCCUCUGGCCGCUUUCCCUCCCUCCCCUCGGUCCCGCCCCGUCCAGCCCGGGCUGCCCGGCUCCCGCAGGCCCCCCCCGCCGCCCGCGUUCCUAUGGACAGACGCACAGACACCUGCAGGAAAGACACUGCUGAUCCUGUAACAUGGAGGAUUGCCUUCAUACCUCAUCUGAGAAUCUGUCCAAAUUGGUCAGCUGGGCCCACAGCCAUGGGACCAUUUGCAGCCUCAUUCCAAACCUGAAACACUUGCUUUCAGAAGGUUCCCAUGGGAACCUCACAGCAAUGUGGGGCUGUAGUGCUGGCCAUGCUUAUCACUGGCCAUUGACAGCUACUUGCAGAGCUGGGUCCCAAGAAAGGGUCUGUUUCCAGGAUAACAGAAGUUUUAACUCUGAUAGUCCCAGUAUAAUCGGAGUGCCCUCCGAGACACAAACUAGCCCUGUUGAAAGGUACCCUGGGAGACCAGUGAAAGCGAAGCUAGACUGUAAUCGGACCAGAGACUCUUGUGACUUCUCUUAUUGCAGUGAGCCCUCUGAACUGGAUGAAGCUGUUGAAGAAUAUGAAGAUGAAAACACCCUGUUUGACAUGGUUUGUGAGUCUUCUGUUACAGAUGAGGAUAGUGACUUUGAACCCCAAACCCAAAGGCCUCAAACCAUUGCUCGAAAAAGGCCUGGAAUAGUUCCAUCUUCUCUCCAUUCCAGCUCCCAAGCUCAAAUGGUUGAUGAAUGCAGCAAUGAUGUCAUCAUUAAGAAAAUCAAACAAGAGAUUCCCGAGGAUUAUUACAUUGUGGCGAAUGCAGAGCUGACUGGAGGGGUAGACGGACCAGCCCUGUCAUUGACACAGAUGGCAAAACCCAAGCCUCAGAGUCAUGCUGGUCCCUCUUGUAUAGGGUCUGCUAAGCUGAUUCCCCAUGUAACAUCUGCCAUCAGCACAGAGCUGGACCCACAUGGUGUGUCUGCAUCCCCCUCUGUGAUGUCCAGACCGAUCGUCCAGAAGACUGCCAGGGUAUCUCUGGCUUCACCAAACAGAGGACCUCCCAGUGCCCAUGGCACAAACCAGCAGGUGGCCAUGCAGAUGCCUGUGAGCACUUCCCAUCCUAAUAAACAGAUCAGCAUCCCUUUGUCUGCCCUGCAACUGCCUGGACAAGAUGACCAAAUUGCUUCUGAAGAGUUCCUGCCCCAUCUGCCCAGCCAGGUCUCCUCUUGUGAGGUAGCUCUUUCUCCCUCAGUUAACACAGAGCCAGAAGUGAGCUCCAGUCAGCAGCAGCCCCCAGUUGCUCCAACCAUAACCACUGAGGCCACAGCACAGUGCAUACCAGACCAGGAUGAAAGAGCAGCUGAGCUCAGCAGGGAGCAGAAUGAGAAAACCAUCCGGAGCACGCAGACUGCGCUCCGCAAUUUCCCCUAUUCUACUAAGCUCAACAAAUUUCCUGUAUUUAAUAUUAAUGAUGACUUGAAUGAUCUGUGUACCAGUGCCGUGAGCCCAAAUACUACCAAAGCCACGCGGUAUGCCCUGAAUGUGUGGCGAUAUUGGUGCAUGACCAAUGGGCUCAAAGAUCACACAGACAUCACCAAGAUCCCCGCGGCGAAGUUGAACGAGCUGCUCGAGAAUUUUUACGUCACCGUUAAGAAGAGUGACGGCUCCGACUUCCUGGCCACCUCGCUGCACGCCAUCCGCCGGGGCCUGGACCGCAUCCUGAAGAAUGCAGGUGUGGGCUUUUCCAUCACCAGCAGCACCUUCAGCUCUUCCACCAAGAAACUCAAGGAGAAGCUGUGGGUGCUGAGCAAGGCAGGGAUGUCAGGUGCUCGUUCUCGCAAUAUUGUCUACUUUUCUCUUUCUGAUGAGGAGGAGAUGUGGCAGGCAGGGUGUCUAGGGGAUGACAGCCCCAUUACUCUCUUGUCCACUGUGGUCAAGUACAACAGCCAGUACCUGAACAUGCGGACACUGCAGGAGCAUGCAGAUCUGAUGUAUGGUGACAUUGAGCUGCUCAAAGACCCACAGAACCAGCCCUAUUUUGCCCGGACAGACAGUGUCAAGCGGGAGAGCCGGAGCGGUUCCACUAGAGUGUGUCAUGGGAAAAUCUACCAUGAGCAUUCCCGGGGACACAAACAGUGCCCUUACUGCCUCCUCUACAAGUAUAUGUACAUCCACCGGCCGCCCACCCAAAUGGAGGCCAAGUCCCCUUUCUACCUUACAGCCAGGAAGGAGGCCACAGACAUGGGCAGCAUAUGGUAUGAGGAACAGAGGAUGGGACUGCGCUCUCUUCGGGGAAUUGUCCCAAACUUAGCCAAGAAGGUCAAGCUGGAAAACUGUGAGAACUUCACCUUUGUCUCAUUUACUCAGGUCUCUAGGAGACUUGGCUCCCACAGUUGCUGUCAGUGAGUCUUCCCUGGGUCCAGGCCACUGCCCUGCUUACCCUGAUGGGAGGGAGCUCCCUCAGGCGGCCAGGGCCAGAGCUCCAAGGUGGCAGGGGACGACUGUGACAUCAAGGUCAGGCUGGUCUCUGUCAGUGUGACCUGCUGUUUCUUUGACUUCGGGUGUGUUCUUUUUUUUAACUGAAAGUAGAUGGGUCUGAGUAAUUAGGGUAUUUUAUCCAAAUGUGUGUCACCUUUGUUAAAUAAUAGAAUCUAACACAAUGUAUAAUUGUUCCAUACACAAAAGUGGAGGAAGUUCAUCUUAUCUAGUGCCUUUUUAGCACAGAUUUUUCUCAAAAAAAAAAAAAAAAAAGAGGAAGAAAAAGGAGACUGUUUAAGUAGUCAUUAAAAAACUCCCAGUAGCCUAGUAGCUUUAGAAUGUUAUGAAGACUAUAUAUACUUUGUUGAAUUACACUCACAGUAAGGAACUGGAAGGAGAGAGGCAGACAUGUUAACUGUUUCCAGGAGAAAAAUUGCACUCGACACUCCUCUCUGUGUCUUGUUGAUGGAUGACUUGGUUCUGCAGAGCAAGCAGCUUUGGUUGCUAGAAGCUGGUGGGGCUGCACUCAGUAGUGCUGAUAAGAGAGGCGGGGGGCUGCCCCCCACUGCUGUCAGCACAGGAGCAACUUGAUUCCUGCAUCAACGGAGGCAGUUUUAAUUUUAUGGAAAGAGAUUAAUGCACCAGAAGAUGUUUAUGAGAGCAAGGUUUCCGGUGAACUAGAUGGUUUGUAUCAUGAGGGAAUUUCCAGUAGUGGAAAAAAAAAAAAAAAAAAAAGUGGCUUGGGAAAGCGAUCUGUGAUCAAAAUAAGAAAACCUCCUGAAGCAGAAGUGCCUACGUUUUAUUUCUCAGUACCACGUGAAAGCUGUUUUCAUUCGAACGUUUUUUUGGAACUGUCUUUAAUCUGUUCUUUGUGUCACACAGUUGUUCUGUCAGCAUCUAGCACUGGAUCUGUAAAACAACUAAUGGUAAUUUUUCAGCUUAACCAGGAAAAUCCAACAAGGCAAGCUGCAAAGAAAACCCCAAAAUGUGUUCAUUAAAGAGCUUUGAAAUAUGUUUGUCAAAGUAUGACUCUUCCAGCCACAGUAGAUGUCAUCAUUUGAGGUUGGCACCACUGCUUGGGACAUGAUGACGUAGGCAGCCUACCAGGUAAGCAGGCUCAGCAUUUUGGACGUAGUUGUGAGAAUCAGAGCAUGAUGACAGGCUGUUAAUGCAGUUUGAAAUCAUUUCACUCAGGUAAACUUCAACCUGAACACAUGCUGCUGAAACAUCAGCAGAAUUUUCUAAUAACUACUCUGAAUGAUAACUGAGAAAGGAGCCCAAAGAGUGGUAAUUAAUAAUAAUUUCCAGAAAUCUGUAUUUUGUAUUUGAGGAAAGACUGCUACAGCUUUAUACCAGUAUGCUCCUGCGUGUGCUUUCUAAUCCAAAAUUAAAAUUCCAAUAUAAAUUCAUUUUAUAAGAGUCCUAAAAUCAGUCCUGUUUCUUUUUCAAAACAUUAUUUUAGUAUUUAUUUUAAUUAAUCGUUCUUAAAUAUCAUUCACCAGUCAUUGAAAUAUGUAAUACUUCCCUUACCAGAAAAGACUCAGCCAAUGCUGCCUUAAGGUUUAAUGUUUUUCCCUUUUUAGUUAAACUGCACAUUUAUAAUUUUGUUUACUAGUUGAUCUUUCCUGAAUAUGGGUUAAUUUUGGUAUGUCUCCAUGUGUAUAUAAAUAACAGGCAAUACUGAAUAAUCAGUGUUAUGACUUGAUAUUGCGUACUGUUCUGUUGUGAUUUCCUAUAGUGAUUUUAGGAUUUUGCUUAAAAAGAGACACAAAACAUUAGGUACAGUUUUCUUUAGUUUGCUAAACACCCAAAGGCUAUUUUGUUCGUGGAAGGCAGACGGUCAUAUUUUCUGUCAGUUCUGCACUUAAACAGAAAUAUAACCCAUGUGAACUAUUGGGCAGACAGAGCCUACAGCCUAAUUGAAUAAAACCUCCAUCUUUAUUUUAAAUAGAAAUGAGAAGAAGUCGCCAUUAGGGAUCUCCGGGAUCUUUUCAGAUUAUAACAUUUCUGUAAGUAGCAAUAACUGACCCAGAGGUUGUCAUCUUUCUGUUGAGAGUGGCUUUUCAUCAGCUGAAUAACCACCUCUGCCUCACAUUUGUUGCUUAUCACUAUCUGAUGUGUUAUAAAUCCCCAGCGUUCUGAAGUGAAUGGUUAUAAUAAAAAAUCAGGAGGUGGAAUCUUCAGUGCUAUCUGAUGGAAUGAAAGAAUUGUAUCUCAGCAUCAUAAAUGCCGUGCAUUACAUGCCUCCCUUGAGGAGCGCAAAAGUGAGAAAGAAAACACAUAUCAAGUGCUCCUCUGUGCCACACAUUGUACUAGGUGCUUUGUUAUGUAUUUGUGUUAGAUGUGUGUGUAUGCAACACAUACUUUAAAUUUAUAUGUGGUAACACUUGGUAGACCUGCUAAAAUGGCAAAGCACCUGUUCCUUUAUACGGCCAUGUCCAUCCUCAGAGGAUCUGAAGUGGGGCCAGAGUAGCUAGUUCUAGUUGGCAUUCAGCCUUUCCAGCCAGCUCUAAAUCAUGCCCGCUGGGAAUGCCAUGAUUUUCUACUCUUGCCUAAGCCAAGAGAAAGGAGAAUCCCAAGAAAAAGAAGCGGGGAGAUUAAGGGCAUUUUCUCCACUUCCCUUUAUUUACUUAUUUUACUCAAAAGUGGGAGUGAAUAUCAGGAAUUCACAAGCUCAUCUAAGCACAAGUUGCCUCUGGCUUUGCAUCAGGAACUGUACGGCUACAGAUAUUAGGAGAGUACCUGUGGAGUGAGUGCUUUUGGUGAACUCUUGCCCCCAGCACCUGCUGCAUCUGCUCUUAAGUGAGCCCUGCUUGCUAGGUACCUCCUCUCCAGAAUCUAGCAGGUCUCCCCUUGGAAGUUUAUUCCAGCAGAGAUGAUAGGGAAUCAGCUUGAAGGGUAUGAUCCCGCUAAACAUAAAGGCUUUAUUUAAUACCGUACUAGGUGCAUAGGAAGCAUGCAGUAUGUUAGCUAUUUUAGCUACAAUUUUUGGUAAGAAUAAUAAUAAUAUUCAACUAAUCUGCAUUACAUCAAUUAUUUCUUCCAUUGUGGAGAUUCUCUCUCCUUUAAACCGUUAAACUUGAAGAGGAAAACAAACCUGAUAAUCUGGUCACAUUUAUGCCCAUAAAUUCUACCUCCAACACAGCCCAGCCCUGAUACCUCAGCUGUAAGCAAAAACUAGUGAAGAAUGGAGAUGCCUUAAGAGGCUUUAUGAGAAAGCUUUUGCAUUGUUUAGUGUGUUUGCAAAGGGGAGUAAUAUGGAAGAACCUAACCAAAGUUGUGAACGAAAUGGUCUCCUUGGUUGUGUGGCGUUUCCCACCUCUCCUUGGAUUAUAUGCUGUAUUAAUCUGCCAUAACUGUUAAAUGGUGUUUGAAGAAAUGUGAAAUUCUAUUCCUUUGAUUUUUAUUUAAAUUCGACCUUAUUAAAAGCAUCAAGCACUAUACCACUCUCUCAGCAUGUUCAUAGACCGUCAUUGGGAGAAUCUGGACAAAAUAACCUUCAUUUAGAAGCUGAAACCCUUUUCUGUAGUAGGAAGAGGACUUGAUUGGGAGCUCCUUCACCACUCACUUGGCAAUUCUGGUCUCACUUCCAACAACUAUAAUAAAGCGGGAUUGUUGCGAUGGAUCAUCUCCAGCGUGAACAGUAUCACAGUUCCUCAAGCCCAUAUAGUUAGGAAGUGGCAAAACUUGGAAGCAAGAUUCCUAAUUCCUCAAGGUCAUGUAGUGAAUCUCCUAAAUUUUAAGAAGUUUCUUGCUGUACCGGAACACUUUCUUCUAGAAUAACAGUUUUCUUCAAUUUUCAGUUUUCACAACUUCUAAAAUUAUUUUUUGCUAUUUCUAGGCAACAGAAUAUUUGAUUGCUUUUCUCAGUCUAGGCUAAUGCUGGCCACACUUUAAUUACUUAAAUAAAGGAAACAGGAUGUUUAAAUAUUGUGCUUAUCAACAUGCAUCACUUUGUUGCUUUUACUGACAUCUGGAUUGCUAAACCUUGUUGAGCUAGUAACCUAUUUCCUUUAGGCACCAAUAAAUGCAGACAACAAAGACCUCAGAGUUACCUCAUCUUCUCUACAUGAGCUCCAGUUUCAUCUAAGUAAAGGCCCAUGCACAUUUAGAAACUGUUAACAAUUCACAGAUAUUCAAAUUCACAUAUAUCUUUAAAUGUUUUUGCUGUGGGAUUGGAUGUUUAAUGCUCUGUAUUAGGAGAAAAACAUUCAAUUGUAUUUAGUCAGUGUUCUGAAAAAUCUUUGCUGUUUUCUUUCCCCCACAUAGAUUAAUCACCUUAGCAAAACCAUGAGUGGAGGGAGAGAUUGGUGGUGACCUAUGGCUGAGCUCCUUUUGUGAGAGAGGAGGACGCCAUGUGGGCAUGUGGGUGAUUAACUUAUCUCUGGGAAUUCCUAUGUAUUCCAUAUCCCUGACUCCUGACAUCACUGGAUUUCCCAAAUUUCCUUUAUGGGAGGCUGCCCCUCCUUCUGGCAAAGUUUGUUAUGAUUUUGAGUGUUUCCAGUUCUUUAUGAUCCAAGGAAACCAGAGUUGCUUCUCAUGUUUAGUUGUUGAUCAGAAUCAGACUUCUAUGCUCAAUUAAAGUGCUUUAUUAUUUAUCUAAUGCAGCUCAUAUGGAAGUUAAUAAUUUCAGGAAAUAUUUACUAAAACCAAAACAAAAAGAUCACUGGGUUAUAUUGGAUGCAUAUUGCUUACAUUACUAUUAAAAGCAUUUAAAUAGACCCCCAUUGAGAUGAGAUUGGGCUCCUAAGUGUUUUAUAGUCAAUAUAACUGAUAUGAUUAAUUUGCAUUUAACUGUAGUUAUUGUUACAGUUCAAAUAAGCUUCUAGAAGGUUCACAUUUGACUAACAUUAUGGUAAGUGCUUCCUGACAGCUGCCUCAUACUCUCUCUCAUCUAACCUCACAACAGCUCUGCAAGGUAGGUCUAAUUAUUCCCAUGUUACUUAUUGAGAAACCAAGGCUCAGAGAAGUUAAGUAAAUUUCCCAAAGUGUCACAGAGCUAAUAAGGAGAAAUUAAGUUUGGACCCAGGGUCUUCCGGCUUCAAAUAUAGUGCUCAGUCCAUUAGAGAAAACUGUCUUCCUCAGGGCCACAGAGGUCCAUUUAUCACAGAACCUUUAAAAAAUUAAACACAAUUUCUGUUUGGGAAUACUUCAUUUCUCAAGACAUACUGUGGCACACCUUGUAUGCACUCUCUUACUAAUCUGUUGGUCAUUAGUAUGAUUCAGUAGUUCCUGGGAGGCCUGAUGGUUUUCUGUGAACUUUCUGCAUAGUGAUAAGUUUCUGUCUUUAUUCAAUAAAUAACUCGUAUUACCUAUUCUCUAAUCCAAAGGGCAGAUGAUCAUGCCAGCUUAUUCUAAUAAGAGUCAAGUAGUUUACUUACUGCACCUGUUUUGACACUGUUAUCACUGAAUAAAAUGUAAAGAACUACCUAACCUAUGUCACAAUUACAUGCUCGUGUUUUUUACUUUUGCUUUUUAAUUUUGGUGUCCAAGGAUUUUUAUAAUCCUUAGGGUAAAGCACCCUCAUAGCAAAAUAUACUUACCUUAGUCUUUUGUUUUGUAUUCUUCUUUCCUUUAUCAGGGCAUUUUUAUUUUCUGUUUUGAGACUUAAAAAACAAUAGGCUAUAAGUACCUCUGAGAUCACGUAGUCAAAUUCCCUCAUUUUACCUAUAAGGAAAUUGAAGCCCAGAGAUAUUUAAGGGGCCAUCGAAGAUCAGCAAGACAGUAAGUAGAUUCAGUACUAGAAAAUUAUUCCAGAACUCUUUCUUCCAUACCAUAGCUGGGAAGAUUUGGGUUUUUAAAAAUUAAUUAUUGAACUGCAUCUGGAAGAAUGACAUCUGGCUGUCAGAAGCCCCCACUGAGCUCCUAACUUCCCAAAGAAAUACUCAUGGAGACCCCAAAGAAGGCCAAAUCUCAGUUCUAGAAUCUAGAAGGAAUUGGUACAAUUUAUGAGGCAUAUGGUGGUGGAUUGAGGGAAAAUCUUCCAGGCUGUAGCUCACUUUUUUCUCUGGCUUCAUGUCAUGAAAUGGACAUACUGUGAAUAUAAAAAUUUGAAAGAUAUCUAGUAACUCAUUUUCUUCACCAACCAUGUCCUGCCUCCUUGCUCAGGAUCAGGUCUCCCGAGCCAGAAAAAUAACUGACUGAUCCUUCCUCUUAACCAGGAAGCAGACCAUGAAGGUUCUCCAUCCCACCACCCUUCUCCCUGCCCCACCUCCUCCUCAUUCAGUCCAUGACUCCAAACCCUAGGCCCAAAAUGUGAGCAGAAAGCAGAGAGAUCUCUUAGAGGCCUGGUGCAUUCUGUGAAAAAUGUCCUUUAGGUGAGGACAGAUACAACUAAUUGCAGAACAUGCAAAUACUGUAAUUUUUCACGUACAAUAUCAGUUCAGAGAACCAGGAAACCAGGCAAUAGGAUGGAAAAGAAUGCCACUUCAAUAGAAAAGCAUUAAACUUGAAAUUGGACUUGGAAGUAUGCACAUCUCCUUACCCACCACCACAUGUAUCCACAGAAGAGUGUUGACAGAACACUCAGUGUGGACAGAUAGCACAACCAAAGGCAAGUCCUGGAUCUGGGAAGAGACGACCAUAUUUAAGGAUGAGUAUAGAGAAAAAAAAGCAACACGGGGUAUAUAAAAAAAAUGACUGAACCAGGUGAAAUAAACAGCUUCCAAGAGCAUUUGAAAAUGAAAGUGGUCUCCUGCAAGAAACAGAAGUGUAGGGCUCUUCUUGUUGUAACUGAAAGAAGAAUUGCUUCUGUGAAGCAAGUUAUGUCAGAAUGGGACUGGUUCAGAGAAAAAGGAGGUAGAAUAAAAUGAAAAAGAAGAAUGCUUAGAAGGAUUUCAAGGAAGCUAAAACACAUCAGAUUACAAUCCGCACUGGAAGCAGAAAAGAACACAACUGAGCUUAGAAACACACAAAUAAAUCAAUAAUGUGAAGGACAGACUUGAGAUUUUCUUCCUAAUGUCCUUUCAAAAGAAAGAAGAGAUGAAAACAAUGGGGAGAGAUUAAUGGAUUUGGAAGACAGAACAUUAGCUAACAUUCCUGAGUUUUGCUUUCCUGAUGGAAAAACUAGAAAGGACUCACUGCAUUCCUGGUCAAAAAAUAAAAUAAAAUAAAACCAAAGAGACCUGUACCUAAGCACACCCUGGCAAAAAAUGUCAAACUACCAAGGACAGAGAAUGAAGAAUCCUGCAGGCAUAUCCAGCCAGAAAGUCACCAGUUGCCUCUCAGAAAACAAAAGAGCUUUCUGGCUUCAACCUUCUAUUCUAUAGCACCAAAUGCCAGGAAACUAUAGGGAAUUUUGAGGGGAAACGUUGUGGAAUUUUGGAAUUAGAUACACGUUAAGAUACAGAAAGGAUGUUUAGUUAUGACAAGCAUUCAGGAAAUAAACCAUCUAUGUACUAUUCUAGCCUACAAAGUUUGGUUUAUAAAGCAAUUUUUGCUUAAUAUAAUUUCAAGGGACUCUGGGGUAUUAAAUAUCAGAUCAUUUACCCACCAGAAGAAGGAAAUAUAUGCUUUUAAAUAGGUAACAUGGUUAGAAGCCACAUAUCUGAAAGUGCCCUAGGUCCUCGCAUGAAUGGGCUUCCCUAAUGUAAGAAAAUGUACCUGAAAAUAAUUGCCGUUUGACAGCAUUGUGUUUUUUCAUUUUUAUUACUGAAGUAAUGCAGUGUUCAUUAUAGUAUAAAUAGAAAAUUCAGAUACAUUCCUUACAAAUAAAAUUUAAAUGGCCCUCAAUUUCCUCUGCUACCACCUAAAACACUAUUCUGAGAGAGUCCUUUGCUUCUAAGUGAGAAAAGGCAAAGGGGUCCCCACUUCUGUUUUGGGGUCUGAGAGCCUGAACUAGACCUUUGUUGAGGCCAUCCCAUGUGCUUGUCCCUGCUCCUCUAAUUCAGAACUAACAGGUGCCAAGGUAGAAAAUUACAGAAUCUAUAUCUGUGUUUUAAAAUGAGACCAGGGAAAACAAAUCUUGUUUUCGAAUACAAGAGUGGUCCAGUUGGAACAGCAGGAAGCUGGCCUGGGGCAGUGAGAGUGACUUCUUUAGCUGUGCUCGAAGUUUUAAAUUCAGGUAUUAAGGGAAUAGAAGCAUUAAAAAAAAAAAAAAGCUAAUUAAUUACUUCUGGAGUCUAAUGUCAACGUUAGAACUGAAGCUGGGUUGUGUGGUUUGGUUUUUCAUUCGCUUGCACUGGAAGGACUUGAAAAGACCCAGGAAUGUUGAGUAUCAUUGGCCUUAAUGCUCAGUUCCUUCCUGACAGUAUAAAGGUUUAUCUGUGCCCCAAGUUUCCUUGCAAUUUAAACUCUAAAUUAAAUUUUCAACACGACAAGCAUAUUUGCUUUAAAUUUAGCAAUAGAAUAGUUAAUAGGUUGUUUUGCAUUUGCUUAGUUUUCCAUUCUGAAGCACAGCAAACCUCUUCCAGAUGGAGAGAGUCUCUUUUGGAUAGGUUCCAAGUGUAACCUUUUCCAAGGUCCCCUGUUGCUUGGCUGUGACUGACAAAAGUCUGUUCACUGUAACUGCUUAAAUGAGAAACGCAGUGCUUUUAUUUAACAUUUUAAAUAUUUUCUAUGUGGCUGUAUGUUCCAAAUGAUAACAACAAAGCUGUGUCCUAAUGUUUUCGCUAUUCUGGAUGUGUUUUUCUUUUCUUAGUGUAGAGGAGGAUAUCCAUCAUUUCUUAACACUGGAAACAUCAUCCUGAAUCACAUAAGAAAUGGUCAGUAACUUGAAUGAUUUUAAUGUACCACUUUUCAACUUUUUAUUACCCCCCCAUGCCUGUACAUGUACACACACACACACGUGCACGUGGGGGAAAGCACAUGUGGCAUCUGUCUUCUGUCAUAGAACGUCAGAGGUGAGACAGACUUUCCUGUUCAUCUAGUCCAGCCCUCUAGCUGAUAGUCUAUUAGUCUGGUAACAGUUUGCAAGGUUCUGGGUUUUGUUUUGUUUUGUUUUAAGUUGUUGUUGUUUGGUUUAUGUAUGUGCAGCUUGACUGUUUACCCCAGAUUUUUGAAAAUAAAAAAUUUAAUCUAUA